ACCCUGCAUUCACUUUAUCUGGUCUCUCACAGACCCUGUUUCACUAUAUCUGGUCUCCCACAACCCUGCAUUCACUCUGUCUGGUCUCCCACAGACCCUGCAUUCACUUUAUCUGAUCUCCCACAGACCCUGCAUUCACUAUAUCUGAUCCCCCACAGUACACAGAACAUGGAAAUGAAAAUAUUUUAGUAAAUAUAAACUGCUAAAUACCUUUUCUCAUCAGCAGUGUUUAGCAGGCUUGUGACUUCUAUCAGUGUCUGGUCAAGCACUGGUUAAUCUUGUAAAAGGAGUUUUCAUUCUCCUCU
This is a messenger RNA of Staurois parvus, 305 nucleotides long. The record is from the annotation of a GenBank genome assembly. Lineage: Eukaryota; Metazoa; Chordata; Amphibia; Anura; Ranidae.